Molecule: messenger RNA, 1389 nt
Organism: Trichoderma citrinoviride
Lineage: Eukaryota; Fungi; Ascomycota; Sordariomycetes; Hypocreales; Hypocreaceae
Product: Pre-mRNA-splicing factor 3
Exons: 2
Coding region: 1-1389 (462 amino acids)
Biological process (GO): mRNA splicing, via spliceosome
Cellular component (GO): U4/U6 x U5 tri-snRNP complex
Source: RefSeq, a predicted model, not a curated record
AUGGCUGCUCUCAAGGCUCGCGUGGCCGCCGCCAUCGGCACGAGCAAGGCAAAGGGAGGGCUGAAUGUCGGACUGCAUCCCGCCCUGGAGGACCUGGGCUCCUGGAAGCCGGCUGGCAGCAAAUCGGACUCGACCAACGGCCAGUCCCGCUCGUCGCGAGGCUCUCCGGCGCGCGUGAACGGAUUCGACAGGGGCACCGCACAGGACACGCACGGAAAGCAGCUGAGAGAUGGGCCGAACCCUUACUUUGACGAGAAAGCCGCCGCCCAAGAGCCGACUGGGCGGCAGCGGAUACCCCGACAGCUGGCCUUCAACCAGAAGGGAAAAUACAUACAGCAGGGCAAUGCCUUGCGUCGUCAGGCGGCCCUCGAGGCCAUGAAACGGCGCAUUGCGGAGCAAACCCGCAAGGCAGGCAUUGACGAGGAUCUGGACGUGGAGAAGAACUUUGUGGUUGAAGCCCCUCCCGCCCUGGAGUGGUGGGAUGAAGGUCUGGUGGACGGAUCAUCAUACGACGACAUCGACGACCCCUCCAAGCUCAAGAUUACGACCCCCGACAGCAUCGUGACCGAAUACAUCCAGCACCCGGUUGCGCUCGAGCCCCCCCAGGAACGACGUCCAGUGCCGACAAAGCCAAUGUACCUGACGUCGAAGGAGCAGGCAAAGAUCCGCCGCCAACGGAGAAUGGCAGAGCUCAAGGAGAUGCAAGCAAAGAUACGACUUGGGUUGGUGCCCGCGCCGCCGCCCAAGGUGAAGAAGGGGAACCUCAUGCGAGUGCUGGGCGAUGCUGCCGUCAAAGACCCUACCGCCGUCGAGGCGCGAGUCAACCGCGAGAUUGCCGAGCGAUACGAGCACCACAUCGAAGCCAACGAGGCGCGAAAGCUGACAAAGGAGCAGAAGCACGAGAAGGUUGCCACAAACCAGCAGAAGGAUGCCGACAAGGGCAUCCACGUUCUCGUCUUCAAGAUUACGAGCCUUGCCAACGGCCAGCACCGGUACAAGAUUUGGCGCAACGCCGACCAGCUGGCGCUCUCCGGGACAUGCAUCAUGCACCCCAAGUUCAGCCUGGUGAUUGUGGAGGGCGGCCAGUGGAGCAUCAAGAAGUACAAGAAGCUGAUGCUGCAGCGCAUCAACUGGACGGAAAACACGCAAGCGAGGGACCCGGAGAAGAACAGCGCGGGUGGGCGAGACUGGUUAUCGUCCGAGGGCGCCAACGGGGAGCUCAAGGACUUGUCGACGAACGAGUGCAAGCUGAUAUUUGAGGGCGAGGAGAAGGCGAGGGCGUUUAAGAAAUGGGGCAGCAAGAUUUGCGAGACGGACGCAGAGGCGCGGGAGGUGCUGGCGCGGGCCAAGAUGGAGAGCUUCUGGUCUCUGGCAAAGGGCUAUUCAUGA